CAAACCAAACGUUUUUCAUUUCAUUUAUUUGCAUUGGUUUUGGGGUUGUGACUUGUCAAUUUAAUUGUAUACUGUUUAUUAGUACUAACAUUUCAAUUAUUGUGAUGUCGAAAAAAAAACAUAGUAUUGCGUACAUUAAGCCGGAGGAACCGAAAUUUCUUCGAGAUUUGAAGAUUAAAGCUGGAUACAAGGAAGGACCUACUAUUGAAACAAAGAGAGAGCAAUUAGCAGAAGCUACAGACAAGGACUUCGAAGAUACUGAAGAGGAACAGCCUGUAGUUGUGAUUUUAAAAAGUGGAGAUUUAUCUGCAGAGGAAGCGGCUGCUUUUCAGAAAAAGAAGGAGGAAGAGGAAGCAAACAAACCAGCAGAUCUUUCGAAGCCAAUCAUUUUUCAGAAAACUAAAGCUUCUUCUGAAGAAUCCGUUAACGCUGGAUCUCCACCUAACAAAAAAGCCAAGAAGUCUAAGAAAGAACAGAAAAAAGCUGUACUUUCCUUUAACGAUGAAGAGGAUGAAGAGGAUGAAGUGAAUUAAGAAAUUAGAGAACUUCGGUAUGCAGUGGUUAGUCCAAUGUUUUAUUUAGGUACAUACGUUUUAAAAGUGAUAUUUUAAAAUUAAAAUGUUUUUAUUUCUUCCUUUUUAAGUACACGUUUAUAAAAUCAGAAAAUUCAGAUGAGAAGGGAUAGAACUUAAGUCGUGUAAAUGAUGUAAAUAGUCAAAUUUGAACAUGCGAAUUUGUACUAUUAUGAUUUGAUACAAAUAAUAUUUCACUAUUUACUUUAA
This is a messenger RNA of Belonocnema kinseyi, 782 nucleotides long. RefSeq lists its product as uncharacterized. Bases 105 to 533 code for a protein of 142 amino acids. The record is from RefSeq and is a predicted model, not a curated record. Lineage: Eukaryota; Metazoa; Arthropoda; Insecta; Hymenoptera; Cynipidae. The transcript has 3 exons.